Synchiropus splendidus (mandarinfish) is the source of this 957-nucleotide messenger RNA. Its product is annotated as pro-opiomelanocortin-like. The transcript has 3 exons. Gene Ontology annotation, biological process: neuropeptide signaling pathway. The record is from RefSeq and is a predicted model, not a curated record. NCBI's taxonomy places the organism in Eukaryota, Metazoa, Chordata, Actinopteri, Syngnathiformes, Callionymidae. Gene Ontology annotation, molecular function: neuropeptide hormone activity. Bases 1 to 582 code for a protein of 193 amino acids.
AUGGAGAAGAAACAAGGCAACAACCAAGUCUGGAGAAUGAGCGCUGCGUGGCUGACGGUGGCUGUGCUGCUGCUGUGUGGAGCGAAGGGAGCCGCCAGUCAGUGCUGGGACCAUCCCAAGUGCCAGGUCAUAUCUGAAGGCGGGAUGAUGGAAUGUACCCAGCUGUGUCGCUCCGACCUCAGUGAAGAGCAGCCGCUGCUCCCCGGAGACUCGCACCUUCAGCCUGCCUCCGCCGAGCUGGACCUCUCCCCGGCCCCGGCCUCUCAGGAGAAACGCUCCUACUCCAUGGAGCACUUCCGCUGGGGGAAACCCGUCGGCCGCAAGCGUGAGGCGGCACUGGAGAAGGAGGAGGAGCCGUCUGAGGACACGGUGUGGGAGGUGCGGGAGGAGAGGAGAGCAACCGGGGAGGACCGGCUGCAAGGGCCCGGCCUGGAGAAGAAGGACGGGUCGUACAAGAUGAAGCACUUCCGCUGGAGCGGCCCGCCGGCCAGUCGCCGCUCGCUCAAGAGCUGGGGGGAACAGACCCAGAGGUCACUGACCUCGCUGCUGAAAACCAUGGCCGGCAAGGAUCCGCAGCAGUAGAGAGGGAGGUGAUCACAGGACAGCAAGGUGGUUUUGUCAGGUGUCGUGCUCACGUUUCAAUCUGUCCGCAGCUGCUUCUAGAAGUCAAAUAUUACAUGAAGAUUAGGAAACAAUAAUUCAUGAUCAUGAAGCUUCAACAAGGAAAGACGCUCUACAGAAGCAGACGGAAGGAUUCAACCCUUUAAAGUAUUAUUUCCGGAUGAAUUUCAAGCUUUAUUUUUGUGUAAGUGGAGUAUUUUCAUGAGGGUGAAACCGUUAUAGAUAUUUAUACACAGUUUGUAAUACUCGAUUCUAGAAUUCUCUGUUUCAGUCAGACGUUUGCACCAAGUUAGAAGUGUUUUCAGUGUUUGGAAAUGAAAUGAAAAUAAAGUGAUU